Talaromyces stipitatus ATCC 10500 is the source of this 3807-nucleotide messenger RNA. RefSeq lists its product as uncharacterized. The record is from RefSeq and is a predicted model, not a curated record. The transcript is spliced from 2 exons. NCBI's taxonomy places the organism in Eukaryota, Fungi, Ascomycota, Eurotiomycetes, Eurotiales, Trichocomaceae. The coding region runs from base 1 to 3807 and encodes 1268 amino acids. Gene Ontology annotation, biological process: mitotic DNA replication checkpoint signaling; activation of protein kinase activity; mitotic G2 DNA damage checkpoint signaling. Gene Ontology annotation, molecular function: anaphase-promoting complex binding.
AUGUCUACUCAGUCCACUCCGCGCUCUGCAUCGGUAGACGCCUCUCCAGCACAUAUACUCACUCCCGGCCAGAAGAUCAAGGCUAUGCUUGCCCAGUUUGAUAGCGACUCAGAAUCAGAAAAUAAUACACCCGCUAGACAUCGAAUUGCUCCUUCGAAAUUUACUACUAUUGUGUCGAAGACGAAUAUCGCGUCAGCCCUGGACGGAGAUAACGACGAUGAAGACGAGGAUAUUGCAAUUCUUGCACCCAGAGGCCGAAUGGCUGCCCGUAUGCUUGGACUUGAAAACACACCGGCAUCGGGGUUGUCAAAACCGAACCAUCAAGCGGAAACAGCUUACUACAGAGUAGCAAAGACUCUACAACUCCCAUCUGCGAAUGAGACAGCCGGUGACGGUCAAAACGUAGAUGAAGAUCAAUCCUCGGAAGACGAUAUUCCCAAUACCGCCCCUACCAGACGGCGUAUCUUUGCGAAAGACUAUGAAUUAAAUACCACGACAGAAAACAAUGAGUCCCCAAGACGGUCUACUCAACGAACAGAGUCUCCGUUAUUCAUGGAGGAAGAUAACGAACCAGAACCCAGAACACAAAACAAUCUCCCCGAAGGACCCAAUGCACGAUUCAUGGCCCUCGUUCAGCAGAAACGCAAGGAACGGGAACAAAGAGAAAGAAUUGAAGCAGCGAAGAAAGCCGCGAGAGCAGAGAAGAUGAAAAAAUUCAACUCUGAUAUUGUUGCUGGUGACGAAAGUGAUGAGGAUCCGGAAAACUCCAAGCAGCUAACUCAGUCAUCCCGGCCAGCCCGCAAGGCAAGCAAGAAGGCCUUGGAAGAAAUGGCACGAGAGACGCAACGAUUGAGCCGAAAUAGACAACUCGCUUAUCAGCCACGAGUUAAGCGCAAGAUAACAAUAGCCAGUUUUGUUGCUUUAAUGAAUUCCGACAAGAAUGAACAAACUUCUGAAACGAUAGACUCAGCGUCUUCGAGUUCCGCUCCGUCAUUUGAUGCUGAUGGAGAUAAGCAAAAGGAAACACCGCCAACGUCACCUGCAGAAAUGAGUUUCGACGAGCAAAAACCUCUUCAAAAUCAGCCUUCAGAAUCACUUCAAAAGGUCACCGGCAAAGUACCCAAGAUGUCAAAUGCUUCUCGUGUUGUAGUUCGACUGUCUCGUGAAGAGGUCGCCAAGCGUCAAAACGAAGAACCUGAUGAUGACUUGGAGAUCAUCACAUCACCAAGUAGGGCCCGGAAGACAGCCAUUUUCGAGAAUUUCCGAUCCAAGAAUUCGACUGAGAGCAAAGCCAUGCUUAAGCUCAGGCUGCUUGCUCAUUUGAUGUCGCCAACUCGCCGCAAUAAAUCCCUGAGUCCCGCUGAGCUUUCUUCCCUGUUGCGGUUAAAAGCUCGACAGCAAGCACUUCAAGAAAGGCAAGAAAGGAUUGAAGAGCUAAGAGCAAAGGGUAUUGUGAUCGAAACUGCUGAAGAGCGAGAAGCCAUGGAGGCGGAUGUUGAGGAUUUGAUGGAAAAGGCUAGACAAGAGGCUGACGCGAUCGCUCGUCGCGAAAAGGCUGCACGUGGCAAGUCCAGAGACGGCGAUGAUGAGGAUGAAGAAGAAGAUGAAUACGUGCUUUCUGGUUCGGAGGACGAGGAAGGAUGUGGAAUGGAGGAAGGUGUUGAAUCUGAUGCGGAAGGCGAAGACGGUAACGAGCAGCUAGAGGGAGAAACAGUCCGCCCAGUUCAAAAAUUGGUCGACAACGAAGCAGGUGAGGAAGCAGAAUCGGACGAGGAGCCAGAAGAGUCAUCUCCUGAAGAUGAGCAGACCAUAACACAUGCCGUGCGAGGUAGACGCGGUAGGAGAGUCGUCAUCGAUGAUGAGGAAGAUGAAGCAAACGAGGUCCAACCGACAACAGCCAUACAAGAACCAGAAACUCCUGCAAGAUCAGUACCUGCAUCCGUCGGCUCAGCCCAACGGCCACUAUUUCCUGACAUGCCAGGAGCUUCUACCUUCACAAUGAGUCUGACUCAGGCAUUCGCCGGAACCAUUGCAGAUAAUCAGUCGGACGACGAAGAGGACUAUUUCAAAGUUCUCCAAAGUCUCCCGGAUCCCGGGUUGCCCAAUUUCCAACAAAUGGCUGUCGACUCCCAGGUUAUAGUCAAGGAUAGCCAGGAUGAGCGCCGUGGAUCUGUCGAUCUAUUCGCUGGAUUUACCCAAUCUAAUUCUCGGGUGUCAGAGUCACCUGGACCCAACUGGUCACAGUUCUCACAGAUGCCGGACCCCACACAGGAUAUAGGUUUUAUAUACUCGCCCAUUGAUCUGUCUAAGCGGUUUGUCGAUCCACCGGUUUCAACAAUCGACACGGUUAUACUUCCAGAGAGUGAAUCGCCUGUGGUGCGGAGAAAAGGUCGACUUCUCCACCGUGGACGGCCGGCUCAUUUAUCGGAUGAGGAGGGCGGAGACUUUGAGAUCAAAGCCAGCGCAUUUGAUGUGAUGAAGAAGGCGUCCAAACAAAAGACCAAGUCAACUUUUGACAAAUCGAACAGCAAAGCCAAGGAACAUAUUGACGAGGUCGCCGAGGAAUCCGAGGAUGAAUAUGCAGGUCUAGGUGGUGCUAGUGAUGAUGAUAACGGGGAGGAAGAUGAACUUGACAGGGAAAUGAUCAACGAUAACAGUGGUGAGGUUGUUGAUGAGAAGGAGCUAGCAGCCUUGAAUGCGAACCAUCAGCGUGCUAUGGAUGAAAAACAAGUUUCCAAAUUGCUCAAAGAUAUCACAACUGGUGCUUUGCGUCGUAGGCGAGGAGCCGACGAUGAUCUUGACCUAGACGAUUCGGAUGAUGAGCGCAUGGCUCGACGAAGAGCCAAGCAACGUGAAUUUGCCAAAAUGCGCAAAGCCUUGCUUGCUGAUGAGAAGGUCAGCGAGAUCGCCAGUAAUCCCAAGAAACAGGCAUUCUUCAAAGCACUCGAGGAUCGAGACGAUGACGAUGAAAUGGAUUUUGAAUUCAAUAACGGCGCCAAUCCCGAGGAGCAAGAUCCUCAGAAUGAGGAACGGCCUGCAGCAGUCGCAAGUGAAAACUCGGAAACUACGUCUCACAAGCGCAAACGACCCCUUGAACCUGCUGUUGAAGAUGUUACCAACAGGCCUCCACCACACCUUCGACGUACUACAGCUGGUGUCUCACGUAAACCAUCCUCUCUGGCAGAGAUUCGAGAGACUCUGUCCUUUUUGACAGCAACGCCUGAGUACGAUUCAUUCUACGAGGAUGCAGCGAUUGACGAUGAAAUUGUUUAUAGCACUGAUAAGCGCAACUCGGAAGAUGAGAAUGAGAGCAAAGCAGGCCCCAGCAGAAAGCCGUCUGUGGAGCGGUUCGCUAUUCCGCCGAAUCCACGCCGUACUCGUGGUCCGGUCAUUGAUCGAUUGGCUCUUCGCCGCGCUACAUCGUCUAAUUCGGCGCAAGCUAGCGCCAAACCGGCCUUUCUGGCUAGUAAAUCAUCCUGGGAUACGGCUAAUGUUGGGUUCCGACCGCCACCGCUGCUUCGCCGUGCAACGUCCUCGUGGUCUACGUCUGAUAGCUCGUCAUCCUCCUUCUCAACGCGUGGCGUUAAGAAAUCCUCGUCCGGUUCCAAUGCAGCAUUGGCUAACCCCAACAAGGGCUCCGUUAAUUAUUAUACUGCGGCUCGAGAACGGGAGAGAGAGCGUGAGCUGAGAAUGAAAGAGCGUGGUGGUAAAAAGCUUACUGCUGCUAAAAUCGCGCAGUUACAGAAGAAGUCGCUGGAGAAUGGUUUGUUGGCAUGGUCCAAGAAGGAGUCUGGGUUUGGAAUUUAA